Messenger RNA from Coregonus clupeaformis (lake whitefish), 2169 nucleotides. RefSeq lists its product as uncharacterized. NCBI's taxonomy places the organism in Eukaryota, Metazoa, Chordata, Actinopteri, Salmoniformes, Salmonidae. The coding region runs from base 83 to 1105 and encodes 340 amino acids. The record is from RefSeq and is a predicted model, not a curated record. The transcript is spliced from 5 exons.
CCGGAGCCGAGGAGAAGGGCAGGAGACCGGAGGGUAACACUCAGCUCUGCACAAAUGAGUUGUGAAUGUUGCUGCAACAAAUAUGACUUGGCACUUGAUGGCAGCUGAAGCCCCACAAAACAUGAUCUUUCGUGUCAUCGAGGCAGACCGUGUUAGAAAAUUAAAACUCAGCUCCCGUCCAGCCUCUGUUGAUGCAGUGAUUGAGAUUUUAAAAGAACAACUGGAAUUGGACUGUGACUUCAGUUUGCAAUACAAAGAUCCAGACUUUGAUGGAAAACUCACUUGCCUUGUUGACAUCGAGGAGUUACCACAAAAAGCCUGUGUUCAUAUUUCAGUUAGACAGGAUUCCAGUUCUCUUGCAUCAACUGAUACCCUUUCAGAUGUGUCAUCCCCAGAACAUCUGAGCAGAUGGCCUCCAGGUCCUUUACAAAUUCCCACAUUUGCAUUUGACGUUGAGCUGACACUUAGAGAUGGGAAUGCUGAAUUUGAAAAGAAUGAGAGACCUCUUCAGUUGUCAAGGGACCAAAAGCACAAUAUUUUAGACAAACUGGCAUCUACCAUAUAUGGUUUUAAGGCUUACCCCAGUGAUAAAGAGAUAGCAAUGGUGGCUGAAGCUCUUGUGAGGAAACACCCCUGUUUAAUAGAAGCAGGAUCUGACAAUGGAUGGGAUGGCUGGAAAAACAGCAUCAAGUUUAAAAUGGGCAAUUACAGGACCAAGAUGAGAAGGGCUGGAUGUCAGGAGGUCGCUGUAAAUGCUGGGAAAAGAAGCCGAAAAAACCCUGAGAAUGAACCUUCACACUCCAACAUCAAAAGGCCUAAGUGUGCAGAGGUCAACUUUCUGCCUAACUUUCCUCAAGGAGAGGAUCCCUCAAGCCUUGACCUUUUGAGGCAGGCUAUUGUCGAGGAAGUAAAGAAGACUGAGAGAAACCUAUCCCUUAUUAGUAAGAUGAUGCAGAACACGUUUGCCUUGCGACGACAGAUUAUUGUAAUGUCCUGCCCACCGGUGAAAGAGCUAAUGGACCUCUGGCCUGCUCUUCAUAUGCAGUCUGAGGAAUUACAUGAUGUCCACACAAAGGCGUACCACUGUUCUCCAUGCCCUUCCUGAUUAUCUACUAGAGGAAGUCUCUGUAUUUUUCAGAACAUGUGUGGAUGAUAUGGAUGAGCCAGACCUGUGGGAUGCAUCAGUGGUCCUCCUUACAACAGUCAGUGAUGAUGCCACAAGCCCAGUUCACUACCACCCAGUGAGAGUCUCUGUCGUCCUAGAGGGUGAUGUGGUUGUCAAUCUCCCCAGGCUUGCUGAUGCCUUCCUGGUAAUGUUCGGCCUGAUUUAUGCACUACAUCUCAGCUAUCCCAAGGGACUGACAAACACUUUUGAGUUCACACAGAAAAUCUUGCUUGGUCUUGAUGACUCUAAACUGUCACCCAAGCUACAGACUCUUAAAAAUGAGCUGAUGUUGUAUGUGUAACUGAAGAUCCAAAAAGGAGUGGUGGAUUCUGAUGGCUCACUCUGUUAGAGCAUAAUCCAUAAUGAGAAUAUGUCAUGUCAGGUCCAUGUUGAAUACUGUUCAACUGUUUAUGUUAAAGUUGCUGCUCUACUCAACUGGUUUUCAGCCAAAUGGCACAAAGUACACACUGUCUUUGUACGUUUUAAUGUACAUUUUAUUGUUGUUAAAACUGAAAUUCAGGGUUGAAUUAAGUGUUUAUAUAUGGAGGAUAUUUUUAUUCAUAAUUCAAAUUGAAAGGCCAAAGGGAAAACGAAGCGAGAUCAAAUUAAAAAUAUUAUUAUUUUACUACACUACUAGGAAAAAUCAUGCCAUAAUUAAAUUUAAAAAGUCAAAUUUAAAAUGCAAAGCUUCAACUGUCAGCUGGAAGUCGUUUCAGACCCUCCCACCAGCCGUUGGGCCAUGCCUCCUCAUUUAAAUUGACACCUGUCACUUCUAAAUGAAAAGCUUAAAUCAAAAUGUAAAAGGUGAAUCUGAAAAUGUCAAUGUCAAAUGUAAAACGUAAAAUUCAAAAGAUAAAAUGUCAAAUUGAAAAUUAUAAAGGGGAAAGGCUAAAAUAAAACAAUUAUAUUUUAGAUUUUAAUUGAAGUAUUUCCAUUUUAAGCUUUUACAUCAUACAUUUAAUUAUGGCAUGAUUUUUCCUAGUAGCGUAGUAAAAUAAUACUAU